Messenger RNA from Anguilla rostrata (American eel), 2241 nucleotides. RefSeq names its product chromosome 8 C5orf22 homolog (gene c8h5orf22). The record is from RefSeq and is a predicted model, not a curated record. Bases 130 to 1482 code for a protein of 450 amino acids. Lineage: Eukaryota; Metazoa; Chordata; Actinopteri; Anguilliformes; Anguillidae. The transcript is spliced from 9 exons.
CUCUCUCAGCCAAUCGGACUACAGAGUUAUUGCGUGUUCAAGUAAUUAUCCCCAUUACGAAAAUUCUUUGAAAACACCAAAGGACGUGGAAAUAAAGAGAAUUUACGAAACUGAUUCAUUUGAAAAAACAUGAAUAGUCAAACCUCGAAAAGGGUAUACACAGAGUUGCCUGUGUGGAUUGUUGAAGACCACCACGAUGUGGUGCGUCACAUAUAUCGUGCAAUUGCUUCAAGGCAUGUUCCAAUGAAGAAUAUUAAAAUGGUCCAUUUGGAUUCUCACCCUGAUCUCCUAAUACCCGUUAACAUGCCCGCGGACACCGUGUUUGAUAAAGAAGCUCUUUUCAGUGAGCUGAGCAUUGAGAAUUGGGUCAUGCCCAUGGUUUAUGCUGGACACGUGUCCCAUGUGAUGUGGCUCCAUCCCUAUUGGGCCCAGCAGAUUAAAGAGGGGGAGCACAGCAUGUGUGUGGGCAGAGACUCCUCCACAACCACAAUCAGGGUUACAAGCAAGGAUGAUUACUUUCUUAGCGAUGGUCUCUACGUUCCUCCAGACCAGCUGGAAAACCCCAAACCCCUGCAGCUGAGCGUUGUCCAGGUGAACCCGGUGGAGCGUGAGUGCAUUCAGGGGGAAGAGACCCCUGUGUCAGUUGCAAAAAGGCCACGGGCGCAGGACACGGGGGCGGAGGGAGCUGCCGUUUCUGGGAGUGAUGUGUCACCCUACAAUGACAGACUCCAGCCACCAGGUGGCAGCGGAACCUCAGGAGGUGAUGACAAAAAUGCAGCAACUCCACGGACCGAUAGUCCUCAGUGUGGGAAAGAUGGGACUGGCUCAACUGCUAAAGCUGUGGCCAGCCUCAGUUCUGCUAUAGGGCAAGAUGGUUCCUUCAUCCUGGACAUCGACCUGGAUUUCUUCUCUUGUAAAAACCCAUUCAAAGAGAUGUACACACAGGAGGAGUAUGCCAUUCUGCAGGGCUUGUACAGUUUCCAGAAGCCCAGUGAAAACGCAGAUGAGGACGAGGUGCUGGACUGUGUGGAGCGGCGCGUUCGGCAGCUGGAGGAUCUGGAAACCGUGUUUGCCGACCUGGUCGAAGACGACGGUGAAGAAACGGUCCAGCGGUGGGCAGCCAACCCAGGGAUGAAGUCUGUCGUGAGGCUCGUGCAAAGCCUGCGGAAUCGCAUGGAGUCUCCCGACUAUGAAAUGGUACACCAAGCCGGCCUCACCUGUGACUACUCCGAGCUGCCCCACCACGUCAGCACUGAGGAAGAGAUCCAGAGGCUGGCACAGGCCGUCAGGCUCAUCCUGCGGGCACUGCCCAAGCCCACGCUGGUCACCAUGUCCAGAUCCAGUUUGGAUGAGUACUGCCCUGUCGAUCAAGUGGACUCUAUUCAAGAGCGAGUCCUGGCCAUCUUGGAGUCGCUGUACGGGCCGCUAGCAGUUCACAGAGAGUACGCUACCACGGCGGACUCCCCUGCCACGUCCUCCUGAGGAGAAGCAGCCGCCUGCCCGAGGGAGUGCGCAGCGCGUCUUUAAAACAUGAGCCGCGUUUAAAAUAGAAAUGGACUAGACUCUCAUUUCAGCCUUUCGGUUUGCAGGGGUGCAGCAGCGUGUAGUGCCAACAUGUUUGAGUGACUUAGCAUUGUCUCGACUAAAAUCUGUGAAUCUUCAUCAAAAUGUGAAAUGCAAAUAAUUUAAAGGGGUAGGCGUGUAUGGCGGUCUCGCUGUGGAGUCGGACCUGUGCCGGUGCCGGCCGGCGGGGUUGGAGCACAGUUGACUUUGCAUCGGCCAGGGAUACGGCAGCGUUUAUUGUUCAUGUGACCCCGGUUCCCUCUGUCUGUUCACUUGUAUGACUGGGUCUCCUCCACCCCAAGCUUGCGGCUGCAGUGUGUAAAGAAGCAGUUGGCUGGCAGGCACGUGUUCCAGCAGAAAACCGUGGGUUGUCUUCACUCUCCCGAGCCAGCUGCAGGGGCUGUAUAUACACUGAAAUGUGGGUGAGAUUUGAGAUGCCAAACGCUUUAUAAAAUAAAAGGGAUAGGCUUACAUUUGGCUUAUAUGUCAGAAUGUGCUGUGCACAAUGAAGAACAGUUAAGAUUGCUUUCACGUAGUUCACAUUUUGCGCGUGUUGUAAAAGCCAUAAUGUAACAUGACUUGUGUAAGCUCUGUACAAAAUGUGUAUAUGUGAAGUUAACAGCAAAAUUGUUAUGAUGUAUUUUGACCUAUGCUGGAAAUAUAUUCCAAUAUAAUUUA